AUGAGUUUCGACGGGCUUUGGCCGCUGUACGAGACUAAGAUGCGGGCUGGAGGCAAGGAGAGCGAGACCGAUGCUGCGGUCAAUGCCUUCAAGUACAACUUCCAAGUCUUGACGUCUGGUGCUGAUACCAUGAUCCCAGAGGCCGCUUUGGAUCCGGUGCCGACUUUGCCCGACUUGGAGAGCCUUGAGAUCACGCCGAAGCCCGAGCUGCUGAAGGAGACCGUCGUCUUGAAAUUGAACGGCGGUUUAGGAACGGGCAUGGGCCUUGACAAGGCCAAGUCGCUUCUGGAGGUCACGAGCGGUAACACAUUCCUGGACCUCAUUGCCAAGCAGGUGGCUUGGAUGAAGGGAACCUACAGUAUGCCGGACCUCAAGUUCAUGCUCAUGAACUCCUUCUCGACUUCCGCGGACACUUUGGAAGCGCUGUCCAAGUACCCGGAUCUGGGAACUGGAGAUGAUCUGCAGUUCGUGCAGAACAAGGCGCCGAAGGUCACAGCAGAUGGCUACGCACCGGCCGAAUGGCCCUCUGAGCCGAGUCACGAGUGGUGCCCACCCGGCCAUGGAGACCUUUAUCCGGCCAUGCUGGGGUCCGGCACUUUGGAUCGCCUGUUGGCCAAGGGGAUCAAGUACAUGUUCGUGUCCAACUCCGACAACCUUGGUGCGACCUUGGACCUGAAGCUCCUGACGUACUUCGCAGAUUCCGGUGCGCCUUUCCUCAUGGAGGUGGCGGCGCGCACGGAUGCUGACAAGAAGGGGGGUCACCUAGCCGUCAUGAAGGACAAGGGUGGCCUCACGCUUCGCGAGUCGGCACAGUGCCCGAAAGAGGACGAGGCAGCAUUCCAGGAUGUCACCAAGUACACCUAUUUCAACACGAACAAUCUUUGGGUUCAUCUGGGAAAGCUGAAAGAGCUCUUUGACAAGAGUGGUGGGGCACUGCCUCUUCCCGUCAUGAAGAAUGACAAGACCGUUGACCCCCGAGACAAGAAGUCAACAAAGGUAGUGCAACUGGAAACGGCCAUGGGUGCUGCUAUUUCCUGCUUCGAUGGAGCACAAGCCAUCAAGAUCCCAAGGACACGAUUUGCCCCCGUGAAGAAGUGUGAGGACCUUCUUGCCCUUCGGUCAGAUGCGUACACUCUUACCGAGGACUUUCGCAUUGAGCUAGUUCCAGAGCGAAGCGGAGUUCCACCACUGAUCAAGCUGGAUGAUGCUUACAAGUUUGUGGAUGCUCUCGACACUCUUAUUCCCAACGGAGUCCCCUCCCUGAAAGAAUGCGUUUCUCUGAAGGUUGAGGGAAAGGUGGAGUUCGCCACUGGUGUUGUGGUCAAGGGCAAGGUUACCAUCAAAAAUUCCAGCGACGAGAAGAAGAUCGUGCCUGCAAAGGUAUACCAAGACGAGACGGUCGAGCUUUGA
Molecule: messenger RNA, 1410 nt
Organism: Symbiodinium sp. CCMP2456
Lineage: Eukaryota; Dinophyceae; Suessiales; Symbiodiniaceae
Source: the annotation of a GenBank genome assembly